AUGCCUGGGGUUGGUGAGAUCGUCGGUGGUUCAAUGCGUAAGCAAGGCUUGCAAGAAAUUCUUGACGGUUACACUUCGGAAGGAAUAGACGCUUCACCUUAUUACUGGUAUACUCAACAGCGAGAAUUCGGCACUUGUUCGCAUGGCGGCUACGGCCUUGGCUUCGAACGCUUUUGUACCUGGAUUACGGGAAAAGACCAUAUUCGUGAUGUUUGCCUUUACCCCCGCUACCUUGGUCGUUGUCGGCCCUGA
This is a messenger RNA of Protopolystoma xenopodis, 252 nucleotides long. NCBI's taxonomy places the organism in Eukaryota, Metazoa, Platyhelminthes, Monogenea, Polystomatidea, Polystomatidae. The record is from the annotation of a GenBank genome assembly.